CUCUGACGCUUUGGACGUUACCUGCUACAGCAAGAACGGUGUGUACUGUCAGCAAAACAAGAGUGGUGAUAGGCUCGGUCGACGAAUUUCAAUGGCACGUUAUGUGUAGACACUCCACAACCACCGCUCAACGUUUGAAAAUUUCCACUUUCUGCCUGGAGGAACCCGAAAUAUGAUGGUAGCUUGUGUACUUAAAGCCGUACCCGAUUCCUACUUUGGUACAUCAUCGUUAAGUCCCAUUUUAGUAUAGCUCUCAGAACAAUCCUCCCUGUUAAACUCCGUCUUGACAUACUAUCAACCCAACCUUUCAAACCACCUCCACUACCACAUCAAACCAACUCUCAAUGGUUAUCAAGAUGGCUCGCCGCUCCAGAUCCAGCCCGCCCACUGCGCAAAGUGAGAUCGACAAAUACAAUACAAUUAAAUCACAUCGUCGACUCGGCUUCACCUUUGAUGAGCUCGAGAUGCUAUACUUUGGUGAAGAGGGCCGGGGAUUCCCGGAACCUUUGCGCGUCACGCAAAGAAUCUGGAAGAACCAAAGGACUUUCCACGGCGUCUUGGAGGUCCUAAAACGAUACGCCAACAAGCGUCCGGAGGAGGUUCGCGUUUCCAUCCGAAACUUUGAGAAUCAGCGCGAAACGGAGCGACGAAUGCGACAACUUGCCGAGGCUACUGAGCGACUUGCUCAGGCUAUCAUGGGACCGAUUCCCGGUGAACUACCUAUGGACCAGCCACAACAAGGUGGCUUCGCCAGCAACUUUGGGGACCAGCACCCUUUUGGUCCGCAGCCGGGGUACCAAUGGAAAGGCCCAAUAAUGGGAAAUACAGCGGUACCAGGGCCUUUCAUGCAUGGCCAAAUGGCCCAAGCCAACGGUGCGGCAGGCAACCUUCUUCCCUUGGGCGUCAAUGCCGGAUUAGUGGAUGCAUUCGAACACCCCGCCACGCUCACCGCCCAAGAUAAUCUCCAUGGCGGUACUCCUACUCCUAUGGAGUUGACUCCUGCAGAGCGUUGUGACUGGCUCCCUGAAGUGCCUUCAGAUACUCGGCUCAUCGCCCCUGCUCUUACUCCCGACGUCUCUUCCCGAGAGAUGUCUUUCGAUGCUAUUUUCCCGGAGAAAUCUCCAGAUUCUCCGCUCCUUCCCGCUGAGAAUCUCAACGAAGAACAAUCUCUUGGCGACUCAUUUGCGUUAUCUUCUCUGGAGUAUGAACUAUCCAACAGGGGUAGUUCAUCAAACGCGUUGGACACAGCUGGGUUCAAUCUGUUCGACGAUCUAUUUACCACGGAAAGUUCAUCACAUAAGUUGGACACAAUUGACAUCAACACGUUCGACGAGCAAGACAGCCUCAUCAUGGAGGCCAUAGGGGAUACCCGAGGUGCAGGUACAAAGUCAGUGUGAGCGGAGGCAGGGUGGAAUAUGUCUUAGCGAAGGGGAAAGGAGACAGAUGUGCUUUUUA
Paraphaeosphaeria sporulosa is the source of this 1455-nucleotide messenger RNA. RefSeq lists its product as uncharacterized. NCBI's taxonomy places the organism in Eukaryota, Fungi, Ascomycota, Dothideomycetes, Pleosporales, Didymosphaeriaceae. The record is from RefSeq and is a predicted model, not a curated record. The transcript has a single exon. Bases 345 to 1397 code for a protein of 350 amino acids.